This is a messenger RNA of Cladophialophora immunda, 1329 nucleotides long. RefSeq lists its product as uncharacterized. The record is from RefSeq and is a predicted model, not a curated record. The transcript is spliced from 2 exons. The coding region runs from base 137 to 1189 and encodes 350 amino acids. NCBI's taxonomy places the organism in Eukaryota, Fungi, Ascomycota, Eurotiomycetes, Chaetothyriales, Herpotrichiellaceae.
GCCUUUCUCACUCUUCCUCUUGAUAGCCUCCAUCUCUCCCAUGUCGCUCUUUUAUUCUUUCGCGCCGUGUAAUUUUUUGUGAUGCUGAGCUGACAGUUAUUUCCCUACUUUUCCCUACCGUUUGGGCUCGCCGACCAUGGCGCCUCCAACAUUCGCAGAUGUCCUUCCGGUUAAGCAAAUCUCCUCGCAUCAAUAUGCUGUCACCUUCGAAAAUGAAUGGUGUAUAGGAACCGUCCCCAAUGGCGGUUACGUUACUUCGGCCUUCCUCAUGGUUGCGCGCGCCCAUAUGUCUCGCACCCACCGCAAUCACUCCGGAUCACUCCCCAUCAAUUUGCACCUGGAAUUUCUGCGCCGCACCUCCGUGGGGCCGGCCGUCUUCACUGUGAAAGACAUCAAAUUGGGUGCGCGUAUCAGCAACUUACACGUCGUUCUGGCACAAAAACAAGAACACAAUGAUCAAUGGCAGGAUGAGGUGCAAGGCUAUAUAACCAUGAGCAAGAUUGCAACCGAGGAGGGCCUGAGCCUUGACACCCAGUAUCAGCCCUGGCCGCCCGCUUUGCCUGUGAAUCUUGAGCUUUUGGGUGCCAAAGGCCGAGACGAAAACUACAUUAUUCGCGCAAAUGAUCCCUUUCCUUCCUUCCGUCGCGCCGCACAAAAUAUUCAGAUUUUCCUGGUCCAGCCUGAUCGCCGACCACCACCGGGCCAGUCUGGUCGACCCCGAGCAAUAGUGGACCAGUGGGUUCGGUUUGCGCCCAAGACGCCUUCGCUCAAUCCCAGCAAGAACAUCACAGGUCGCUGGACCAACGACGCUCUUGGGUUUGUGGUUGAUAUGUUUCCGCAAAUCGUCGAGUCAUAUGUCAAUCCUUUCGUCGAGGAGGCUGCAAUCGGGCUACACAGCGAAGCCGAACUCAAGAAAUUCCUGACAUCAAAUGAACCGCGGGCCAAGUUUUGGUAUCCGACGCUCACUUUGAACUUGGACGUUAAAAAGUUAUUGCCAGAGGAGGGCGUGGAGUGGUUGUUUGUGCGAGUAAUGGCCAAGGCAAUCAGGAAUGGCCGGUUCGAUUUGAAUAUCGAGGUUUGGGAUGAAGCUGGGGAAUUGGUGGCGAGCAGUACACAUGCAAGCCUCAUUUUGGACGCUAGUCGAAACAUUACCAGAAAACCGAAGGAAAAGAAGGAUGUAAAGCUAUAGGACUGUGAGCAGUCGAUGAGAAGUAUAUGGUCGGCGCCUCUGGGAAUAGGAAGCCACAGAUGAACCAGAUAUAGACAUAGAUUUGAAGAGAAUAUGGCAUGCUGCCACCGUAAAUGAAAAGAUGAGCACUCUACAAGGUU